AUGAUCGGUAACAUUAUAACCAUUGUGUUGUCGAUUGUGGGUCUGGCGGCUGCUGGUAUAGUGAUAGCAGGGGGCGACAAGGAUAACGACGACGACAUGCGGGAAGCGGGCAUUCUCAUGCUGGCGAUCAUUGGCAUCCUCUUGAUGUUCUUAAUCCUGUUCCUCGCGUUCACUAUUGUUCUUCUUGUUGGUCUGCACAAAGUUGGCAAGCGAGACGACGGAUUACCUGAUGGUAAGCAAUCAGCGCCGUCAAUGGACACUCGCAACGGAGGAGUUACGAGGAGAGGUGAAAUGGGAGUAUCAGGCUUUUACUGCACUAUGCACGUGGUCCUCAUUGCGCUUGCACUGCAAACCCGGUUGAUCAUAUCAAAGAGAUCAUCAUCUCCUAUGUUGUUGGGUCCCGAGGUGGACUCAGACACUUCCCUGAAUGACUACAUCCGCAACCAUCUGAACCUGCGCGGCACCAAGUAUAUGUGCAAGGAGGGUGGUUGCGGCGCAUGCAUUGUUGCAGUCACCGUCAACGACCCCCACCGUCGGACCUUCUCUGUCAACUCGUGUCUAGUCUCCAUAACAUCAUGUCAAGAUUGGGAGAUCACUACAAUAGAGGGCAUCGGCAACCGAGCGCGAGGAUACCACCCUGUGCAGAAGACCCUAGCUGAGUACAACGGCACCCAGUGCGGGCACUGCAGCCCAGGGUUUGUGAUGAGCAUGUACAGCCUACUGGAAGCAAACGGCUACGACUUAACUCAGUACGAGAUUGAGAACUCUUUCGGUAGCAACACCUGUAGAUGUACCGGCAGCAGACCUAUACUCGACGCCUUCAAGAGUUUCGCCAAGGACGCUCCUAAGCCUCCUCCAAAAAUAGAAGACAUUGAAGAUCUUAAAAUUUGUCACAGUAAAGGCGACUGUAAGGGAUGCGACAAGGACAAAAACUGGUGUGUGGUUAGCCAGAGCGAUGUUGAUCCUCCUCAGAUUAAGAAAAUCAAUCUUAAAGAUGGCCACGUGUGGUACAGAGUGAACGAGAUCAAUGACAUAUUCACUGUGCUGGAUGCUGAGGGCUAUGACUCUUACAUGCUGGUUAACGGUAACACUAGUCGAGGAGCUGUUCCAAUUCUAGUGCGUCCGAAAAUUCUAAUAGACAUUAGGCCAAUAAAGGAACUUAAAGGGUAUUACUUAGACCAGAAUCUAGUCGUCGGUGCUGGCAUAACUCUGACAGACCUAAUGGAACUGUUUAAGAACGUCUCAAAGGCUCACGAGGAGUUUCAUUAUCUGUACAAGCUAUAUGAACAUUUAGACUUAGUCGCCCACAUUCCAGUGAGAAAUAUUGGUACUGUGGCGGGGAACCUGAUGACAAAAUAUCGUCUGCACGCUUUUUCAUCAGAUAUUUUUUUGCUGUUGGAAACUAUCGGAGCAACUUUGGUUUUAGUGGGGAAGGGACCAUUAAUGGAAGUUACGCCUGAACAAUUGCUCUCGGUGGACAUGACAGGAAGAGUGAUAACUCAUGUUAAGAUACCUCCACGGUCUCAGCGAUACCAGUUUGUGUCCUUCAAGAUCAUGCCCCGCGCUCAAAAUGCACAUGCUCAAGUGAAUGCUGCAUUCCUAUAUGAAUUUGAUGACCAUCAAAAGGAUGUAGUCCUAUCAGCCAGGAUUGUGAUCGGUGGAUUGUCGGGAAAGUUCGUCCAUGCAACGGAAACCGAGAAUUUCCUUCAAAAGAAAAAGAUAUUCACCAAUGAAGUGCUGCAGCAAGCAUUGAAGAUACUAGAAGGUGAAUUGAUAGUUGAAGACAUUGCAGGCGAGAUGAAACCUGCAUAUAGAAAGAAAUGUGCCCUCGGUCUGUUCUAUAAAAGUCUACUAGUACUAAUUCCAAAACAACGUCUCAAACCUUGGUAUCGUUCAGGAGCAAGAGACUUUAGAAAGACUAGGCCCCUGUCUAAAGGCUCCGAAGUCUACGACACAAAUCCCAUAAUAUGGCCAGUCAAUGAACCGAUGCCAAAGACCGAUGCGUUAAUACAGUGUGCUGGAGAAGCGAUGUACUGUAAUGACUUACCAACACAACCUAAAGAAGUAUUUUGUGCUUUUGUGACGUCAGAUAUUUGUACAGGAGAGAUAGAAAGUAUUGACGCUACUCCUGCUCUGAAAAUACCCGGAGUAUUAGCGUUCUUUUCAGCUAAAGACAUUCCUGGUAAAAACUCAUUCUUAUCACAAAGAGUACCAGGUCAGUUAUUACCUGAAGAAGUUUUUGUGGAAAAAACAAUUAAAUACUACGACCAACCGAUAGGACUGAUCGUAGCAGAAACGGAGAUACUAGCUAAUAGAGCUGCUUUAUUGGUCAAAGUUAACUACAAAGUUGAUAAAAAGAAACCAAUCUUGACGAUAAAGGAUGCUAGAGAAAGAGAACCAAGUCGUGUCUCUUUGUAUUUGAUUUAUCCUGCUAGAGACCGUGGGCUCAAUGUGCAGCGAGUACUCAAAGGCACCGAUGAAAUUUAUGCACAGUGCGCUUACUACAUGGAGUCGCAAACUAGCGUCUCCAGACCCAGUGAAGAUGGUAUUGACGUGUAUGCUAGUACCCAGUUUCUGGAUUCUUAUCAUGUCGCUCUCUCAGAGGUACUCAAUAUUCCGCAAAACAGAAUAAAUAUUACUGUACCCCGAUGUGGUGGUGCGUAUGGUAUGAAAAUAACUCGGCCGAACCAUAGCGGUGCUGCCUGCGCACUGGUCACCCAUCUGAUGGACCGACCGUGCCGCUUCGUGAUGAGCAUGCAGUCUGACUUUAGAGUUACUGGCAAACGGUUACCUAAUACUAGAGACUUUGAAGUUGGCAUUAAUUCUUCUGGAGAGAUUCAAUACUUAGAGUACCAUUUGUACAGCGACAAUGGGUACAUUAUUAGUGACCCCAUUAACCCACUACAGCUUGCUCCUAUUAAAAACUGCUACGACAACAGACGAUGGCAGUAUAAGAUAUUCAACGUUGUAACAGACACAGCUUCCAACACAUAUCUUAGAUCGCCAGGUUCUUUAGAAGCGAUAUCUAUGACCGAGCAAAUAAUGGAAAGGAUAUCAUAUGAAAUAGAACGGGAUCCCGUACAGGUUAGAUUGAACAACAUCGAACCAGCGUACGUCGAAGUACAGGAGAUGGUACAGACUCUACUUAAGGAUGGCGAGUAUGAAAAACGUAAAGAAGAAGUCCAGAACUUUAACAAAGUCAACAGGUGGAAGAAACGAGGUCUAAGAGUGGCCUUUAUGAAUUGGCCAGUUCCUAUAAUUAUGGACUACCACGUUUUGCUCUCUGUCUAUCACGCAGAUGCAACUGUGGUUAUACACCAUGGAGGCAUAGAAAUUGGACAAGGUAUUAAUACAAAAGUUAUCCAAGCCGUUGCCUAUACCCUGAAAAUUCCAAUUGAGAAAAUCAGGUGUAAACCGCCCACGGCUUCAACCACUCCCAAUGUCUACGCUACUGGAAGUAGCAGAACCACUCAGGCUAUUUGCUUUGGUGCUAUAAAAUGUUGCCAGAUACUCCUGGAUCGAUUGUCAGCUGUACGAGAUACUUUGAACGACCCUACUUGGGAGAUUUUGGUUGAAGCAGCGUACACCAGGGGAAUAAAUCUCCAAACCAGUUACCGAGUCACUGCUAAUGAUCAGGCGCCGUACAGAUCGGGUGGAGUGGCGCUGACUGAAGUAGAACUUGACAUCCUGACCGGCGAACACGAAAUAUUAAGGGUUGAUAUCAUUGAAGAUGUCGGUACUAGCAUAAACCCAGAACUAGAUAUUGGACAGAUCGAAGGAGCCUUCAUGAUGGGUGUUGGCUACUGGACUCACGAGGAGCUCAUUUAUGACGAGAAGACUGGAGAGCUGCUCACAGACCGCAGUUGGUACUACAAGGUGCCCCUCACCAAGGAUAUACCCAUCGACUUCCGAAUACAACUCAGGAGGAACUCUUACAACCCUGUUGGGACUCUGGGUGCUAGGGCGGUAGCGGAGCCCCCCACGUGUUUGUCCAUUAGCGUCGCUUUUGCUUUGAGAGAGGCGAUAGCGUCAUCAAGGGAAAACACAGGAUAUCCGAGAAACAAAUGGUUUAGAGUAGAACCUGAACCGGGGGUAUAUAAGCGGAACUGCGGCUCACCGCUGGCAGUUGAGUUCUAA
Spodoptera exigua (beet armyworm) is the source of this 4137-nucleotide messenger RNA. Lineage: Eukaryota; Metazoa; Arthropoda; Insecta; Lepidoptera; Noctuidae. The record is from the annotation of a GenBank genome assembly.